Molecule: messenger RNA, 1625 nt
Organism: Closterium sp. NIES-67
Lineage: Eukaryota; Viridiplantae; Streptophyta; Zygnematophyceae; Desmidiales; Closteriaceae
Source: the annotation of a GenBank genome assembly
UGUAGUCUGCCCUUAUCCCUUCUCGCGCACGGUGAUCCGAACGAGGAGCUGAGAUAGUAGAAACGGUCUUGUAGCGCUAGCAGGGCUCCAGUCGACCUGUUUUGCAGACUCGAAUUCGGUCUACCCAUCGUCGACAGGAUGUACUCACAGGGCCAUGUCGUGUUAGUGGUGGCGCUUCUGUAUCUUGCAGGCACCGCGUAUGCCAGACUUCCGGAUCCCCAGAAAGGGUGCGAUUUAUCUGACGGCCGAUGGGUUCGCGCGGCGAACCGUUUUCCGCGGUACACGGGGCUGUCGGGGGAGUGGAACUCGUGCCCGUACAUCCGGUCCGAGUACUCGUGCCAGCGCAACAACCGCCCCGACGACUACUACACGCAGUAUCGCUGGCAGCCCGACAACUGCAUCAUCUCGUACUUCAGCGCGCCCGGCUUCAAAUACAUGAUGCGCAAGAAGAACAUGCUGGUGGUGGGCGACUCCAUCAUGAUGAACUUCUACGAAUCGCUGCUCUGCCUCAUCCACACCGGCGGCUACGAGGGCAAGGAGUACUCCAUCUCCACCAACGCCACCUUCGACAUCCGCCGCGUGCGCUUCUCCGCAUUCUCCGGCUCCAUCGACUUCUACUUCGCGCCGUACCUGGUGCGCGCCACCAAGCUGUCCCAGAAGUCGUCGGGCGAGAGCCGCAAGCCGGGCGGCGGGCACGCGCACGACGUGUACGUGGACGAGGUGGACCCCACGCUCGUGAAGAUCCUGCCGGACUACGACGCCGUGGUGCUGGGCACGGGCAUCUGGUGGCUGCAGAACAAGCCCGGCGUGCGCGAGCCCAACCAGUUCUUCGCCAACGGCGCGCGCCGCAACCUCACCAACUCGGCGGCGCACACGUGGGGCAUCGCGACGGUGGCGAAGCACGUCAAGGCGUGCAACUACAGCGGCGUGCCCUACUUCCUCUCCUACUCCCCCAAGCACGGCGGCCGCGGCGCGCCGCAGCGCGGUGUGAUGAACAAGAAGAAGGGCCCCAAGUACCCGCUGUGGGUGGGCGCGUGCGGCGCGCGCGGCCCCAUCGACGAGGACGCGAAGAUCAAGUACGCGAACACGCUGCCCGCUGCCAAGGCGUACGCCGACGCGCAGCAGGUGACUCUGGCGGGCACGCCCAUCCGCUUCCUGCCCGUCACGCAGAUGAGCGAGAUGCGCCCCGACGGCCACCUGGGCGUGUGGUGGCAGCCGCGCAACCAGACGGGCCCCGACUCGCCGGGGGACAGGAAGGAGUCGCCGUUCACCGGCGAUUGCACGCACUGGUGCUUACCAGGCGUGCCCGACGCAUGGGUGGAUGUCCUCUUCACCAACAUGAAGUUCGAGGAUACCUUCCAAUAGGCUGUACUUUAUAGCGGGACACGUGCUGUCCUAUGGUUUGCUAGGCUUCCAAUCCAGCUCGCAGAUUUGAGACGGUUUUGUAUUCUCUGUACCAUUAGCAGAUAGUUUGCUAAUUAGAUUCCACCUUAGACCAGGAUAGGUGGGAUGGGAAUGGACGUGCCGCAUAGGUAACCCCUCGCCAUUCCAUCCAUUCUCCAUAUUGGGAAUGAACCUGAUGGUGUCCUUAAAUCUUGUUACUACUUCCCAUUGCAUUUCACAGC